Messenger RNA from Closterium sp. Naga37s-1, 7053 nucleotides. The record is from the annotation of a GenBank genome assembly. Lineage: Eukaryota; Viridiplantae; Streptophyta; Zygnematophyceae; Desmidiales; Closteriaceae.
AUGGAGCUUCCGCCCGAUGCCCGGCGGGGCAAGAGCCGCGCGGCGGCCGUGAGCCCCUUGGUGCUGCGCGAAAUCGUCGCCGUGCGACGCGCGCAUCCCGAGCUCGCGAACGAGCACAUCGCGACGGCCGUCAACGCGCAGUACGGCACGCGGCUCGGCAGCAGCGACAUCGAUCGACUCUACCGAAAGGCCACCGUCGAAAGCAGCGUAGGGAAGAACAAGUUCGUUCGUUAUAAGAACGCGGAGCUUGAGGCGGAGUUAGCGCGGUGGACGCGCGAGAGGCGGCUCCGUCUCGAAGCGAAAAGGGCGGGGCGGGGGAAGGGGGAGGUCCAGAGGUCAAGCAUCGUGGCCUUCCUGCAGAAGUACGCGCGGCGCAUCGCAGAGCGGUUCGGCGUGCCUCCUCUAUUCGAGUUCGAGCGCUGGUGGUGCAGCGAAGUGCUGCGCGACGCGGGUCUCGACGAGUGCGGCGAGGAGGUGGGGACGCGCUCGGGGGACGAAGUGGGGACGCGCAGUGGGAACGAGGCGGAAACGCGCGACGCGCAGGGGGAGAAGCAGGACGACCGCGUCGCACGCGAUAACGGCGAGGCGUCAGACUCCGCUAGUGCCGGCGAAGACGGCUCAGGAGGAGCUGCGGCAGGCGAGCUGAGUGCGGGCAGAAGCGGCGGGGGUGAUGAGGGCGGAGAGGUCGACGAGGCGCCGCAGGUACCUGCGGGCGCACCGUCGUGGGCGCGGGGCAGCGCCGUCGCGGCCAUAUGCUCCAUCGGCGGAAGCAGCAGCAGAUCGCGUUACGACGGGAUCGUGACGGCCGCCGUGCACGCGCGGUACGGGCUGUGGCUCAUGCCUAAACACGUCCGCUACAUCGUCCAGGAGAGCCGCCGCUGGGUGCGCGCGGACGCGGGGGGGAGCGCGCCGGGCGCGGCGGACGCGGGGGAGGGCGCGCUGGAGGAGGCAGUGGCGCGGUGGGUGGUGGCGGAGGAAGAGGGCGCGGGGCGCGCUGUGAGCCGCGCGCAGCUGGUUGGCAAGGCGAGGGAGCUGGCAUGGGGGUGCGGCGUGGAGGAGGGGCGGUGCACUGACGCAUGGGCGAGCAGGUUCGUGCGGCGGUAUGGGCUGCUGCUGCUGCGCCUGGCUGAGGCACGCAGGGGCGCCGGGGAGGGGGCUGAGGGAGGGAGGGCAGGAAUGGGGAAGGAGGGCGGAGGGGCAGGAGGUGGAAGUGAGAGUGAAGUGGAGUGGUGGCGGAGAGGCAGGAGGAGGCUGAGGACGAAAGUGAGGCGCACGGGAACAGCGAGUGACGAUGAGGAUGCGGAGGGGGAGAACUUCGAGGAGGAGUAUGAAGAGGACUGGGGGGGGUACGACGGCUGCUGUGCUACUGCUGGUGGUGGGGCGAGCACGAGCACGGGGUCAGAGAGGGACAGGCGGAUGGGGCUGCUGGCGGGGGUGGAGAACCCGUACCGCCAUGCACGCGCUCUGCUCAUGAGCCUGGCUCGCCAGGAGGGCGCCAUGCUGCCCUCCCACGUGCUGGAGGAGGCCGUUCUGGAUGCGGGGCUGCUGGAUGCUGGGUUGCUGGACGCGGGGCUGCUGCCCCCAGCGCCAGGAGCAUCACCAGUGCCAGCGCCACGACGAGACGGCCAGGUGCAGCGUGGCGAGCCACCAGCGCCAGCAGUGGGCCGUGGGGAGCCUGUGAGCCGUGCUGUGUCGCAGGGAGAGGCGGGCGAGAGGCAGGGGGGGGCAGACUUGGGGAGAGCAGGGGAUGCUGGCGGUGGGAGAGGGGAGGGUGAAGUGGGUGGCGCCAGGCAGUCCCCAUCUCCUUGGCAUGAUGAUGCAUGGCGCUCCGUGUCCCCCCUGCCCGCCAUGGGCAGCCCCGAGCUGCAGGCGCUGCAGAGGGAGGUGAGCAGCGAGAGCGUUGUCCUGCCCCACUUCCACUUCCACUGCCUGCCACCCGCAUUCCAGGGCAGUGGUGGCGGGGGAGAGGGGGCAGGUGAAAGGGGGGGAGAGCGAAGAGGAGCAGGAGGAGGCGAGAGCGGAGGUGUGAGCAGGAGGGAGGAGGUUAAAGGCAGUGGAGAAGGCAGGGCGGCAGGGGAGGAAAUGGCGGAGGAGGAGGAGCAGGGAGAGGGAGAGGAGCAGAGCAGGCAGGUGUACCUGGUGUGUGGAGAUGCAUCAUUGGGCGUGGUGGUGGAGAGGCAGCUGCCGGGGCUCAUUCUGAGUCACAUCAGAGCCAUCUGCCUCGCCGCCCUCGCCCGCCCCCACCUGCCCCACGCUCAGCUGCUGCACGCCAUUGCCCAGGCCUGGGGGCUGGCGCUCUCUCCCCUUCACUUGCGCGCCAUCCUUGCCCAGACCACUAGGUGUGCCUCCCUCUCUCCCUCGCCCGUCCUUACACCGCCCGCGCUCCUCCCAUGCUCGCCCUCCACCAUCUUUCCUCUCCCACUCUCAUCUCUGUAUCCCAUCUACUCACCCCCACCUUCUCCACCCUCCCCUACGUUCUCCGCCCCCCCCUCCUUUCCAACCCCCCACCACCCUCCCCCGCCCCCUUCCACCCACUCUCUCCACCCCGCGUCCCCCUGCAGGUGGAUGGUACUGCCGGGGGGCAUCACGAGGGCCGGGGUGGAGGGGCGGGUGAGGGAGCGCGUGCAGAGGGAGGAGGGGCGGCGGGCGGGGCGAGUGGAGGUGGUGCUGCUGCAGUGGGUGCAGCAGCUCUCCGCCACCAUCCUCCUCGACCGCGCCCGCUUCUCCUUCCCCCCUGGCUUCCGCUGGGGCUCGCCUGCUGCUGAACCCGCCACUGCUGCUGCUGCUGCUGCUGCUGCUGCUGCUGAAGCCGGCAGUGCUGCUGCCGCCGGUGCUGCUGCUGAUGCUGCUGCUGCUGCUGCUGCUGCUGCUGCUGCUGCUGCUGCCGCUGCUGCAACUCCUGGUGCUGCUCAGAGUGGUGGCGGUGAUGAUGGUGGCACUGCCGCUGCUGCGGGUGGGGUGAUGGAGGAGCACAUGAAGCGCCUCUUUGGCCCACUGGAACCAGGAGUGGCGGCAUCCACCACCGCCGCCUAUCCCAAUCCCAAACCUGGGGGCACCAUGAGCGCACGGAUGGGUGGGAGCCUGCUAGGGAAGCACGGGGUACCGUUCAUUCUGACGCGCCCCAUGCUGCGCCAGGCAGCGCGCCGCAUCGCCCUGCUGCUCUACCGCAGCAGCAGGGGCUGCCCCCGGUUCGAGCUCAACUGGUGCCGCCGCUUCCUGUGCCGCUUCGAGGCCCUGCGGUCGCUGGCACGCCUGAAACUCAGUGAUGGUGUUGAUGCUGGUGAUGGUGGUGGUGAUGGUGCUGGUGCUGGUGCUGGUGAUGGUGAUGGUGCUACAGAUGGUGCUACAGAUGGUGCUACAGAUGGUGCUACAGAUGGUGCUACAGAUGGUGCUACAGAUGGUGCUACAGAUGGUGCUACAGAUGGUGCUGCGGCCAGUGAGCGGCAAGAGGAGGUGUGGCUAAGGCAUUUCCUGCAGCGGGUGGAGAGGCAUGUGCAGGAGUUGAGAGAGGUGGAGCGAGGUGGGAGAGAAACGCGUGGAGCAGAUGAAACGCGUGGAGCAGAUGAAACGCGUGGAGCAGAUGAAACGUGUGGAGCAGACGAAACGCGUGGAGCAGAUGAAACCCGUGGAGCAGAUGAAACCCGUGGAGCAGAUGAAACCCGUGGAGCAGUUGAAACCCGUGGAGCAGAUGAAACGUGUGGAGCAGAUGGUUUGGGUGAAGCUAGACUGCAAGCAGGAGGAGAAGCGAGAGAGGAGGGAAGUGGUGGAGGGAGGCGAAGUGAGGGAGGAUACGAACGAGAUGGGGACGAGGGAGGGCAGGGGAGAGAGGACGAAACGGCUGGCGAGGUGCUGUCUGAAAAGGAGGCGGUGAAGGCACCGGUGGCCGUGGGGGCAGCAGCAGGCACGGCAGCAGCAGGCACGGCAGCAGCAGCACUGGUGGUGGCGGCGGUGCGGCGGGCGCUGUGUGAGUGGGUGGCGGAGGGGGUGGUGGGGCGGCGAGCAGACGAGGAGGAGGCGCGGGAGCAGGCAGUGGUGGUGGGUGCGGUGCAGGCCACGUGGGGCGUGCAGGUGGGCGAGGAGCUGCUGGCUCUGCUGUGGCAGCAGCGCUCCCAGCUGCUGGGCGACGGGUGGGAGGGGCGGAUCAGAGCACGGUUAGCAGGUGUCGUGCAGCAGAGGGAGAGUGGGGAUGGGGAGAAGGAGGAGGUGAAGGCUGGGGAUGAUGGUAAGGGGCAGGUGGGGCAGGAGAAGGGGCAGGUGGGGCAGGAGAAGGGAAAGGUGGGGCAGGAGAAGGGGCAGGUGGGGCAGGAGAAGGGAGAGGUAGGGCAGGAGAAGGGGCAGGUGGGGCAGGAGAAGGGGCAGGUGGGGCAGGAGAAGGGGCAGGUGGGGCGUGAGAAGGGGCAGGUGGGGCAUGAGAAGGGGCAGGUGGGGCAUGAGAAGGGAGUGCAUGGUGAGCCCAGCGCGGUGCUGCUGCAGUGGGUGGCGUGGCGGGCCGUGCGUGCACUGCUGCUGGCACUGGACGGGCCACAGUGGCACGGCAGGCUGCUGGCACGCGUGGCAUGCAAGGUGUGUAGGGGGGGUAUAUGCAGGGCCGGGCAGGACCACUGCACCGUGCAUGCGGUGAAGCAAGGUGCAUCUAGGGACGGGCGGGGUCAGCGCACGGUACAUGUGGCGGCGGAAGGUGGAUGCAGGGACGGGAAGGGCGAGCAGACAGUACAUGCAGUGGUGGAAGGUGGAUGCAGGGGCGUGCAGGGCCAGCACACGGUGCAUGCGGUGGGGCGAGGUGCAUGCAGGGAGAGGCAGGGCCAGCAGACGGUACAUGCGGUGCCGCAAGGUGCAUGCACGGGCGGGCAGGGCCAGCGCACGGUGCAUGUGGUGGCGCAAGGUGUGUGUGGUGGAGGUGGAGGGAACGGGAAGAGGAGGCGUGCAGGGGAGGGAACGUGGGUGCGAUGCGUGCGACGAGGAUGCUGGUACUUCGACCGCAGUGGGAUUGCUGAUGCUCAUGCUGGUGAUGGUGGUGAUGGUGGUGAUGGUGGUAAUACUGAUGAUAGUGAUGAUGAUGGUGGUGCUGGCGAUGGUGGUGGUGGUGGCAGUGGUGCUGGCAUGGGAUUAUGGCCACACAGUGAUCACCCAGUGCGAGUUCGAGCCGACCCAGCAGGGUGGCAGUACAGCGCAGCGCCUGCCUGCCAGGCACGGCCGAUUGCUCCCCGCCCCACCCCGCCCACGGCAGGGGCAGUGUUGGCAGGUGCAGGAGCAGCAGCGACGGUGGGGAUGGGGGUGGGGCCAGUGCAGCACGGGCAGAGCACAGCAAUGGGUGCAUGGGGUGGCGCAGAGACAGCAGCAGCAGCAGCAGCAGCAGCAGCAGCAGCAGCAGGCAUAUGGCAGCAGGGGAACGCUACUCAGACUGUAGCAGCAAUGCAUGCUCGCUCACACGCUCUCACCACACCAUCAGCCGCUUGCCCCAUGCCUGCUUCUCUGCCCCUACGCUUCUCUCCUCUGCAGGCAUUGCAGCUGAUUCAGCAUCUCAUGCAGCCACUCGCAGCACAGGGCUGCUCUCAGCCCACCCCCACACAGCCCUGCCACCCAGCGGCCUAUCUGCCCACCUCUUAUCAGCCUGGAUCCUAUCAGACCACCUCAUGCCAGCCCACGUCUUAUCAACCCACCUCUUAUCAACCCACAUCUUAUCAACCCACCUCUUAUCAACCCACCUCUUAUCAACCCACCUCUUAUCAGCCCACCUCUUAUCAGCCCACCCCUUAUCAACGCACCUCUUAUCAGCCCAGCUCCCGUCCGCUUGGCACACCCCAACAAAGUCGUUACCAACACCCCAGUGCUUCCCAACAGCACCUUCCCCCCUCUCACCUUCCCCCAUCUCACCCUCCCCACUCUCACCUCCCCCUCUCUCACCUUUCCCCAUCUGCUCGCGUUGGGGGUCAGGGAACGGGAAGGAUGGAGGGGAGGAAACAGAAGUUGAAGCGAUUAAAUCGGGCAUCUGUAGAGGUUCGGUUGGAGGGGCGGGCAGGGAAACGGGCAGCUAAAGGAUCGGCUUUUCAGAAUGCAUGGAAGAAGUUGAUGGUGCGAGGGGGCGAGGAGGGCGAGGAGGGUGAAGAGAGAGGUGAGGAGGAGAGGCAGCAAGACAGGGGGAAAUCGAAGCGCAAUGGGAAGCAGAUGAGGGUUACAUGGGGGGAUGCGCGCAAGGGAGUGAAUGGCAGGCGGGAUGGAGAGGCAGGGUGUGAUGGUAGAAAUAAUGGUGGCGAUGGCAGUAGUGACAGUGAAAGCAGUGCGAGUGGGAGUGAGAGCGAGAGUGGGAGUGAGAGUGGCAGUGGGAAUGGGAGUGGGAGUGGUAGCAAGAGUGACGGGGUGAAGGAGGGCAGCAGUGAUGAGAGCGCGCAGGGAGGGAAGAGCAGGCGAGCUCACUCAGGUGUCACAGCAGGCAGGGGGCAGCAGGCAGGGGGAGGGGGAGGGGGUGCAGGCAGUGGGGUGAGCAGCAGCACAUGUGGCGCCGGCAGCAGGUGGGGGAGGUUGCAUCCAGGGCUGGAGUUCUUUGUGCAGCCAGAGGCAGCAGGUGCCAUGCAGGGCACACCUGGGGAAGGUGCAUCUGUGCCACUCCCUCUCUCCCAGAAUCUGGCUGAAGCAGUGGUGGAGACGGCACUUGUGGCGGCAGCAGUGGCCACUCCUGCUGCCACUGCUCCUGCUGCCACUGCUCCUGCUGCCACUGCUGAUGCUGCCACUGCAGUCAUUGCCAGGGGGAAAGCAUUGGGCGAUUGUGACACCAGGAGUGGUGAGAGCCAUGGGGGGGAUGAAGACCUCAAGCAGGCAGCAUGGCUCUCAUCAUCCACCCGGGAUGGCUGCCACUGCUUCCGAUGCUGCCAUGGCUUUGGUGCUUCAACGACUGCAGUCAACAGUGCAGCUUCAACCGUCAAUGCCGAUUCAGGAGGGGAAUUGGCUGUUGCAAUAUCUGUCAUCAAAUGUGCAGCAGGUGCAGCAGCAGCACCAGCAGCAGCAGCAGCAGCAAAAGUGGGAGCAGCGUAUACACCAGUUGACACAAGCGCAUGA